AUACAAAAUAAUAAUAAUAAUAAUAGAUAACAAGAGCGAGAGAGAGAGAAAAAAAAAGAAAAAAAUGGGCAGCGCAAAUAGUGAAGUAGAGAACUCAUAUGACAACAAUGUUACUCAAUCAAGCAUUGAAAUAGAGGAUGCGGGCGAUGAAGAGAAGUACCACCCGAUCGAGGAGGUGCGGCUAACUGUGCCGCCAACAGACGACCCGACCCUGCCGGUGCUAACUUUCCGGACGUGGUUCCUAGGGCUCACCUCGUGCGUCCUGCUGGCGUCCGUGAACCAAUUCUUCGCGUACCGCCAGAACCCAAUAGGCCUGUCUGCUCUGACCGUGCAGAUCGUGGCCCUUCCGAUUGGGAGGUUCAUGGAACGAUUCCUGCCCACCACGACUUUCCGCGUGCCGUUGACCGGCUGGUCCUUCACUCUCAACCCCGGCCCGUUUAAUGUCAAGGAGCACGUUUUGAUUCUCCUGUUUGCGGGGACGGGGGCCUCUGGGGUGUAUGCGGUCGGGAUUGUCAGCAUCGUUAAGGCAUUUUAUCACCGGAAGAUGAAUAUGGGGGCCGCCUGGCUGUUGGCACAAACCACACAGUUGCUAGGAUAUGGAUGGGCUGGUAUAUUCAGGAAAAUCCUGGUGGACUCUCCCUACAUGUGGUGGCCUGAUAGCAUGGUUUUAGUGUCCCUCUUCAGAGCAUUGCAUGAAAAAGAAGCGAGACCCAAGGGAGGACUAUCACAACUGCAAUUCUUUAUAGUGGUUACUGUUUCAAGCUUCGCGUACUACAUAGUCCCUGCCUAUCUAGCCCCUUCCAUUUCUUCCAUUUCUAUCCUCUGUUUAAUCUACAAGGACAAGAUACUCCCCCAGCAAAUUGGGUCGGGCCUUCACGGGAUGGGAAUCGGGUCGUUCGGCCUGGACUGGUCCACCAUCACCUUCGCGGGCAGCCCAAUAGCUACCCCAUUUUUUGCCAUUGCCAACAUGCUAGUCGGCUUCUUUCUAUUCAUGUACAUUGUCUUGCCGUUGUCUUAUUACAACAAUUUUUUCGAUGCCAAGAAAUUCCCGUUAUUUUCGAGCAGCACGUUCGACCACUACGGGCACCACUACAAUAUCACGCGUGCUCUCAACGAGACCAGUUUUGAUCUUGACAUGAUUGGGUAUAGAGGUUACAGCAAAUUAACAAUUUGGUCUCUGUGGAGCAAAACAAAGGAAAACCUGGAAGGGAAAAUGGACGUGCACACGAGAAUAAUGAGAAAGAACUAUGAAACGGUGCCCGACUGGUGGUUCCACGUACUUCUGGUCAUCGUGUUUUGCCUUUCAAUGUUCAACAUUGUCGGUUUCAAUGGACAGCUCCAACUCCCCUGGUGGGGACUUGUGAUGGCCUGUGCUAUAGCUUUUUCCUUUACUUUACCCAUCGGCAUAAUACAGGCCACGACAAACAUGCAAAUCGGGAUUAACGUGAUUACGGAGAUGAUUAUCGGCUACAUUUACCCGGGUAGACCUCUCGCGAACGUCACUUUCAAGACAUACGGUUUGAUAAGCAUGUCACAAGCGCUCGACUUUGUCAGUGACUUCAAAUUCGGCCUCUACAUGAAGAUCCCGCCCAAGUCCAUGUUCAUCUGUCAGCUGGUGGGAACAAUAGUUGCAUCCUCCGUGUGCUUCUUCACCGCCUGGUGGCUCCUAACCACGGUCGACCACGUAUGCGACCCGUCCCUUCUGCCCGAAGGCAGCCCGUGGACCUGCCCGUGGGACGCUGUCUUCUACAACGCCUCCAUCAUAUGGGGCGUAAUCGGGCCUCUCCGCGUGUUUGCGUCUCGAGGAGUGUACGGUUCAAUGAACUGGUGGUUCCUGUUCGGCCUGCUGGCACCUGUCCCUUUCUACCUCCUCGGCCGCCGCUACCCGAACAAAAAAUGGCUGAGGCUCGUUAAUGUGCCACUCGUGCUGUCGGUUGCCGGCAGCAUGCCGCCUGUUCGGUCAGUGAACUACCUGAUGUUGGGGGUGGCUGCGGUUUUCUUCAACGUGUAUUUGUACAGGUGCCACAAGCGGUGGUGGGCCACAAGGGCCUACGUGUUGGCGGCAGGACUAGAUGCAGGGAUAGGGUUCCUGGGACUGCUGCUGUUCUUCACGCUGCAGUCUAAUGAUAUCUUUGGCCCGGAGUGGUGGGGCCUCCAAGUGGAUGACCACUGCCCGCUGGCCAGCUGCCCUACGGCGCCUGGGGUGGUGGUCGAGGGCUGCCCGAUGGCCGGAAUCGACACUGAGCCAAUCGUCGACGGCAACGAGUUACCGGUGCAGAACACCCUUCAAACUGGUCUUGAAAUUGAUGGUGCGGAUGACCGAAAUGACUGCCCGAUAGAGCAGGUGAGGCUGACGGUGUCGCCGGACGACGACCCAUCCCUGCCGGCCCUCACGUUCCGAACAUGGGUCAUCGGAAUCAUGGCGUGCGUGUUGCUGGCCUACAUAAACCAGUUCUUCAGCUUCCGGCAGAACAGCCUGUCCGUGUACCCUGUUGUGGUGCAGAUCGUGAGCCUCCCGAUUGGGCGGUUCAUGGCGAGGGUGCUGCCGGCGGCCGACAUAACGGUGCCCUUCACUCGGGGUUGGUCUUUCUCCCUCAACCCGGGCCCAAUCAACCUCAAAAGAGCACGUGCUCAUCAGUAUUUUUGCCACAUGCUUGGUUAUGGUUGGGCUGGUAUAUUUAGGAACAUCUUGGUUGAUUCCCCUUACAUGUGGUGGCCUGAAAACAUGGUUGCUGUCUCUCUCUUCAGGGCACUACACGACAAGGAAGUGAGAACCAAUGGAGGCCUAACACGUCUGCAGUUCUUCCUAGUGGCAUUUGUAUCAAGUUUCGCAUACUACAUCGUCACAGGCUAUUUAGCCCCCUCAUUUUCCUCAAUCUCCAUCCUCUGCUUGAUUUUCAAGAAAACGAUAUUCCCAAAGCAACUCGGGUCAGGCUUGCACGGCUUGGGAAUUGGCUCUUUUGACCUCGACUGGUCCACAGCCAACUUCAUUGGCAACCCCAUUUCGACUCCAGGCUUUGCAAUAAUUAACACAAUUAUUGGCUUCUUCCUCGUCAUGUAUGUUAUGACCCCAUUGGUUUACUUCAACAAUGUGUACCAUGCCAAGAGGUUCCCCAUCUUCUCGAGCCAUACGUUUGAUGUCACUGGUCAGACGUACAAUAUAUCGCGUGUACUCAAUGAUGCUACCUUUGAUCUCAACUUAGCCGGGUAUCAUGGUUACAGCAAGUUGUACCUCAGCAGCUUCUUUGCUUUCACCUACGGCAUGGGAUUUGCUUCACUGACCGCCACCAUUAGUUAUGUUGUUCUUAAUCAUGGGAAAACUAUAUGGGCUAUGUGGAGGAAGACGACGGAAGUUAAGCACGGGAAACUAGAUGUGCACGGGAGAUUAAUGAAGACCAACUAUGAGACGUGGGGGCUUAUCCUGGCUUGUGCUAUGGCUCUUUUCUUCACACUACCAAUCGGCAUAAUUCAGGCCACCGCAAAUCAGCAAAUCGGGCUAAACAUCAUAACCGAGAUGGUUAUCGGUUUCAUUCACCCAGGGAAGCCCCUUGCGAAUGUUACGUUCAAAACAUACGGUUACAUAAGCAUGUCACAAGCACUCCGUUCCACAUCCUGGUGGCUACUCUCGUCCGUCGACUACAUUUGCAACCCAGCCCGGUUGCCUAAAGGGAGCCAGUGGACUUGCCCGGGUGGCGAGGUCUUCUACAACGCGUCCAUCAUAUGUGCGGAUGUUUGCAGGCCAAGGGGUGUACGGAGCCAUGAACUGGUGGUUUCUGGUGGGCCUUGUGGCCCCUGUCCCAGUCUACCUGCUCGGGCGCAAGUAUCCUCACAAGAAGUGGAUAAGUCUCGUCAACGUAUGAGCGCCACCGCCGGCAAGGGCCGUCAACUUCAUCAUGUGGGGGGCGGCGGGCAUCUUCUUCAACAUCUACUUAAUAAGAAGGUUGCGGGGCCCCACUGGUGGGGGCUGGAAGCGGACGAUCACUGCCCGACCGAACCAGGGAUGACCGGAAUCAACACCGACGGCCGCGAGUCACUGGAGAACAAGCCCCCUCACGCCAGUGUUGAAAUUGAUGAUGAUAAAGGCGGUGCGGUUGACGAGAACGACUGCCCGAUCGAGCAGGUGCGGCUGACGGUCUCGGCGGAUGACGACCCGUCCCUGCCGGCGCUGACUUUCCGGACGUGGGUCAUUGGGCUCUCGGCGUGCGUGAUUCUGGCCUUCAUCAAUCAGUUCUUCGGCUACAGGCAAAACAGCCUCUACAUAUCGCCCGUCGUGAUGCAGAUCUUGAGCCUCCCAAUUGGGCGGUUCAUGGCAAGGGUGCUGCCCGAAGCCGAGAUAACAGUCCCGUUCACUCGGGGUUGGUCCUUUUCCCUAAACCCGGGGCCCUUCAACCUCAAGGAGCACGUGCUCAUCAGUAUUUUCGCAGGGUGCGGGUCCUCGGGUGUUUACGCCAUAUCCAUUGUGACAAUUGUGAGGGCUUUUUAUCACCGUCAGCUGCAUCCCGUGGCCGCUUGGUUGUUGGCUCAAACAACGCAGAUGCUUGGUUAUGGUUGGGCUGGUAUAUUUAGGAACAUCUUGGUUGAUUCCCCUUACAUGUGGUGGCCUGAAAACAUGGUUGCUGUCUCUCUCUUCAGAGCCUUGCACGAGAAGGAAGCCCGAAGCAAAAGAGGCCUAACCCGCCUGCAAUUCUUCCUAGUCGCAUUCAUAUCAAGCUUUGCGUACUACAUUGUCCCUGGCUACUUAGCCCCUUCAUUAUCCUCUAUCUCCAUUCUAUGCCUCAUAUACAAAGACAAGAUAUUCCCCCAACAAAUUGGGUCAGGCAUGCAUGGCAUGGGAAUUGGCUCUUUUGGCCUCGACUGGGCCACAGCCAACUUCAUAGGCGACCCAAUUUCCACACCAGGCUUUGCAAUCAUAAACAAACUCGUCGGCUUCUUCUUUGUCAUGUACAUAAUGACCCCAUUGGUGUACUUCAACAACUUGUACCAUGCCAAGAGGUUCCCGAUAUUCUCAAGCAAAACGUUCGAUGUGAGUGGCCACUCGUACAACAUCUCCCGUGUACUAAAUGAUGCCACUUUUGAUCUCAACUUGGCUGGAUAUCACAGUUACAGCAAGUUGUACCUUAGUGUUUUCUUUGCCUUCACAUACGGCCUUGGAUUCGCUUCGCUGUCCGCCACCAUUACUUAUGUUGUGCUCAAUCAUGGGAGCAAUAUAUGGGCUAUGUGGAGAAAGACAAAGGACGUUAAGGGUAGUAAACUGGAUGUGCAUGGGAGAUUAAUGAAGACCAACUAUGAAGCUGUGCCAAACUGGUGGUUUUACUCGAUUCUUGGGGUCGUUUUUUGUCUCUCUUUGUGGGCCUGCGAAGGUUUUGGCAAGCAGCUCCAACUCCCUUGGUGGGGGCUUAUCCUGGCUUGCGCCAUGGCUCUGUUCUUCACCCUACCAAUCGGUAUCAUUCAAGCCACCACGAAUAAGCAAAUCGGGCUAAACAUCAUAACCGAGAUGGUGAUUGGUUACAUUUAUCCAGGGAGACCCCUUGCGAACGUUACUUUCAAGACCUACGGUUACAUAAGCAUGUCCCAAGCGCUCGGGUUCGUAAGUGAUCUCAAAUUGGGCCAAUACAUGAAGAUCCCCCCCAAGUCCAUGUUCAUCGUUCAGUUAGUAGGGACCAUAGUUGCAUCGACCGUGUGCUUCAGCACGGCCUGGUGGCUACUCUCGUCCGUCGACAACAUCUGCAACACGGCCCUUUUGAAAGACGGGAGCCCGUGGACCUGCCCUGGGGACGAGGUCUUCUACAACGCGUCCAUCAUAUGGGGCGUUAUCGGGCCCCUGCGGAUGUUUGCGGGCCAGGGAGUGUACGGCGCCAUGAACUGGUGGUUCCUGGUGGGCCUUGUGGCCCCUGUCCCAGUCUACCUGCUCGGGCGCAAGUACCCGCACAAGAAGUGGAUAAGUCUCGUCAACGUGCCCCUCGUAAUGAGCGCCACUGCCAGCAUGCCGCCGGCGAGGGCCGUCAACUUCAUCAUGUGGGGGGCCGCGGGCAUCUUCUUCAACAUCUACUUGUAUAGGGCCCACAAGAGGUGGUGGGCCCGCCACGCGUACGUCCUGUCGGCGGCCCUCAACAGCGGGAUUGCCUUCAUGGCGGUGCUUCUGUUCUUCACCCUGCAGUCGAAGAAUAUUGUGGGUCCCGAAUGGUGGGGGCUGCAAGCGGACGACCACUGCCCGCUGGCCACUUGCCCGACCGAGGCAGGGGUGGUGGCCAAGGGAUGCCCGCGCAAAGCUAUUGAAAAGAUAAAAGAUACUGAGGUGAAGGAAGUUUCAUCAGGUGCAACACCUUCAAAAACAGCAGAUGAGGGUUCAAACCAGAAGAGCAGUACUCACAAGUCACAAGUCGACCAGUUUCUGAGCAGGAUUUGGAUGUUUUUCUUCUGGGAGAUCUGGAUGAUGGAGAUGAUGGUCCGGAUUAUGGAGACAAUGGCUUUGAUGAUGAUUUUGAUAAAAUAG
Molecule: messenger RNA, 6493 nt
Organism: Striga asiatica
Lineage: Eukaryota; Viridiplantae; Streptophyta; Magnoliopsida; Lamiales; Orobanchaceae
Source: the annotation of a GenBank genome assembly